Thunnus maccoyii (southern bluefin tuna) is the source of this 4809-nucleotide messenger RNA. RefSeq names its product integrator complex subunit 6 (gene ints6). Gene Ontology annotation, cellular component: integrator complex. NCBI's taxonomy places the organism in Eukaryota, Metazoa, Chordata, Actinopteri, Scombriformes, Scombridae. The record is from RefSeq and is a predicted model, not a curated record. Gene Ontology annotation, biological process: snRNA 3'-end processing. The transcript is spliced from 18 exons. Bases 365 to 2974 code for a protein of 869 amino acids.
GGACACAGCGCUCUCAGUGCAGGCAGAAGCAGGGACUCUCUGUGAGGGGAACUUUGUGACUAUGAAACUUAGGAAUAAUUGCAAAAUAUUGUAAAAAAUUACCAAAAUCCCUCGUGAAUCAAUAACCUGCCCCUUGGGUUUGAGGUUUUUAGUUUAGUUUGCCCGGAAAGGGCUUCUACACUCACUAUUCUUACACUUUUUUUUGAAAGAAUGUGUGAGACAGACAGUUAGCCAGCUAGCCAGCCAGCUAGCUAGCUGAGAGGUGAUACAGGCGGCAGGAGAACAAAAGAUUUUUUUUUUUUUUUUGCGUUUUGGCCGCUUGUACUGACACCAAGUCCAUGCAGAACGUGUCAUUACCAUCACAAUGCCCGUUUUACUUUUUCUGAUAGACACGUCCGCUUCAAUGAACCAGCGCACCCAUCUGGGCACUACCUAUCUGGACGUAGCAAAAGGCGCUGUUGAGACUUUUAUGAAGCUCAGAGGCAGGGACCCGGCCAGCCGAGGGGACCGGUACAUGUUGGUAAAUUUUGAAGACGUUCCGCUCGGGAUAAAGGCUGGAUGGAAGGAGAGCCACGCCACAUUCAUGACAGAGCUGAGGAACCUACAAGCAACCGGACUCACAGCUAUUGGCCAGUCCUUGAGGACCGCUUUUGAUUUACUCAAUCUCAAUAGAUUAGUGACUGGGAUAGACAACUAUGGACAGGGAAGGAACCCCUUUUUCCUCGAACCCGCCAUCAUAAUCGCCAUCACCGACGGCAACAAGCUGACCUGCAGCAGCGGAGUCCAAGACGAGCUCCAUCUGCCUCUGACCACCCCGCUACCAGGUAGCGAGCUGACCAAGGAGCCCUUCCGCUGGGACCAGCGUCUGUUCGCUCUUGUGUUGCGCAUCCCCGGCAACGCUUCGGUAGAGCCCGAACCCCUCGGAGGCGUCCCACCUGACGAUUCGCCCAUCACCCCCAUGUGUGAGGUCACCGGAGGUCGCUCGUACAGCGUGUUCUCACAGCGGAUGUUGAAUCAGUGUUUGGAGUCUCUGGUACAGAAAAUCCAGAGCGGAGUGGUGAUAAACUUCGAGAAGACGGGGCCCGACCCUCCUCCGCUUGAGGACGCUCCAGCUGAAACGGUGAAGUCCGGUCUGCAGCCUUGGCAUUGCUGUCACAAGCUGAUCUAUGUACGACCCAACCCUAAAACCGGUGUUCCCAUUGGUCACUGGCCCAUCCCGGAGGCCUUCUGGCCGGACCAGAACUCCCCCACGCUGCCCCCCCGCUCAGCCCACCCCCACGUACGUUUCUCCUGUCUGGAUGCGGAACCCAUGGUGAUAGACAAAGUACCCUUUGACAAGUAUGAGCUGGAGCCCUCGCCUCUCACACAGUACAUUUUGGAGAGGAAAUCCCCGCACACCUGCUGGCAGGUGUUUGUGUGUAAUAGUGCCAAGUACAGUGACCUGGGGCAACCCUUUGGUUACCUGAAGGCCAGCACAGCUCUGAACUGUGUCAACCUGUUUGUAAUGCCCUACAACUACCCCGUGCUUCUGCCACUUCUGGACGACUUGAUCAAAGUGCACAAGUUCAAGCCCACCAUUAAAUGGCGGCAGUCCUUUGAGAACUACCUGAAGACCAUGCCUCCGUAUUAUAUCGGGUCCCUGAGGAAGGCUCUGAGAAUCAUGGGAGCACCAAACCUGCUGGCUGAUAACAUGGAGUAUGGCCUGAGCUACAGCGUGGUCUCCUACCUGAAGAAGCUCAGCCAGCAGACAAAAAUCGAAUAUGACCGCCUGAUCGCCUCCAUUGGUAAGAAGCCAGCACCGGAGGCCGGCAUCAAGGUGCGUUGGCGGGGUGGAGGCAUAUCUCUGGCACAGCGCAGGGACUUCAUCCAGCAGCUGCAGAGUCUCACAGGAGAGACUCCAACUCUGCCCCUGGAGCUCAACCCCAAAGAGUUCCAAGGCUUUCACCUGGCACUACUCAACAAGGGUCUGAAGCCACAGAGCUUUAGGAAUCCCUACGACAUCCCUCGCAGCCACCUGCUGGACCAGCUCAGCCGCAUGAGGAGGAACCUGCUCAACACCAGCGUCUGUAAUCUCAGAGGACAGGACUCAGACCAGCUCCACAGCGUGCCAAUAGCCCAGAUGGGCAACUACCAGGAUUUCCUCAAAGCUGCUCCUCAGCCUCUUCGAGACGCAGACCCUGAGCAGCCCAAGCGCCUGCACACAUUCGGCAACCCCUUCAAACUAGACAAGAAGGGUAUGAUGAUCGACGAGGCGGAUGAGUUUGUGACCGGCCCGCAGAAUAAGGGCAAGAGACCAGGAGACAGCAGCAACAUGCCGGGCGGAGGACCCAAGAGACGGCGCUGCAUGUCGCCUCUUCUUCGCCUGGGCCGAGCCUAUACCCCCCCAGUGACCCCUCCCGCCAGCCCUCGACCCACAGCAGACAUGGACGACGGAGCGCUUGAACCAGACCUGAUCAUCAACCACCUGAAUCAGAACCACUACGGACCAGACGGGAGCUCAGAUUCGGAGACGGAGAAUCCCUCAGGACCUGCAGACCACCAGGAGAACCACACGGCAGCGGACCCACAGGACCUCCGGCACAGUGACGAGGAGGAGAACGGGCGGCCCAGAGUCGGAGAGCUGCCGCCAGGCAUCGAGGGAGGAGCGGAGAUGGUGCUGGUGGAUGAUCAGCCGCCUCGAUACCUGUCACCCGCCGCUCUGAAGAAACACAUUCACAACGAGACGGUUAAGGUCAACAACGAGCUGAGGGCGCUCAUCACCAAGGAGAUCAGGAAACCAGGCAGACACUACGAGAAGAUCUUCCACUUCCUGAAGCAGAUCCAGGGCACUUUGGACACCCGGCUCAUCUUCCUCCAAAACAUCAUCAAAGAGGCAGCCAGGUUCAAGAAGCGCGUUCUCAUCGAGCAGCUGGAAAACUUCCUAGAAGAGAUCCACAACAGAUCCAAUAACAUGAACCAUGUGGACACGCUCUGAGAUUGGCUCAUUCCCAAAUCCCAAACUGAACUUACUGAUGUUGAACCCAACAACCCUCCAUCCCUCUAACCCCCCCCCACCCACCCCCCCUCCCUCCCCUCCUGCACGGGGCCCCGUGGAGACGAGACAGGACAGCAUCCAGCUCUCAACCCAUCACUUCUUCAGUGGACUCUUCAUGUUCUCAACAUCAACAACGGUUAUGUUGGUUUACACACCGUCUUUACAAACUAAAGGCAGUGUCGACCCUGGAUGAUGCGAGUGCGUUCCGCAGAUAUACAUUAGUGGAAGCAUUUGUCUUUCUACAGGUGAAUGUUUUGCCUAUGCAAUGAGGUUUUUGGCCUGUAGAACAUUUUGUGUGUGGUUCCUUUCCGAUCUGUGAAACCGUCCUCAGCUGUUACCCUCGAUUUAUUCUCCUCCCCCGAUCAGAUUUUCUUCUUUUUUUUAAAACGACAAACGAGAGCGUAUAAUCUCUCAAACGGGGGGGAGGUGCAGUAAACAAGGGAUUGCAGGACUUUCUGGAGAGGAAACAAAUGACGCCUGGAUGUGAUGUUCAGUCAUGUUUUAUCUGUGACGGUGUGACGGACCGACCGGUGUAGGCAGGGUUCAGGUUGUGUGUGUGGUUGUGUGUGCGUUUUCAGCCAACUCAGGGUCACACGGGAUCCAGCGGAGACGCUCAUGAAACACUUUUCUUCCCACAUGCCUUUUCAUGCAGUCACUUUUCCCUUCAUGUUUGGUCUUAAUUUAGGUUUUUGGCAUUUUUGUUUUGUGGGAGGAUGGGAGUCUGUUGUUUUGUUUGACUGUUAUUUACUUUCUACACUCCACUAACAGAAGCACUCCACCUCUGUGCUCGUAAAUGGAUAAGACUUGGCUCAAAUAUUGAAUUUGUCGACUUAUGGUUUACCUACCAGGCUAACAAUUAAUAUAAUUGAGCAUUAACUCAAGAGUGAAAAAUAUUUGUUCCCUCUGAGGGGAAAAAAAAAAAACGGACCCAUGAUUUUCAUUACGUCUGGAGACGGUAAACUUAACAAGUCUGUUUUGUUUUUUUGCAAUGCAGGUUUUCAGAGAGAUCAAUACAAAGUAAAAUCAUUUUAAAUGAUGCCACAUCAUUGGUUACAAAUGUUGAAAUACAGGGACAAAAAGCUCAGGAACUGACACUAAUGCAUCAUAAUGAUCAGCAAUAACAUUGGAGCCACUUUUACUCAUUUUUAUCUUUUUAUUUUAACCUGAAACAGCUGAUAUGUAACACAAACUGUUGUCCCCUGGAGUGCUGAUGAACCGAGGUCUUGGAUGCCAGCUUGUCCCAACGUGCUGGUCGCUGCCAAAUAACUUAACCCGCCCUUAAACUCCUUCUCCCCGCCAUGAAUCUCAAACCAACUCCUUGUCACUUAACCGUGAAUGCACUUGUGUAAAUUUGAGAACUUUUAUUUAAUGUAACUUAAAAGAAAAAAAAAAACCUACCUUGCUGCAAUUUUUUUUUUUUGUUUGCCAACAAUCCUUAUCCUUUUGGUCAGACCUGUUCAAUUUUCUCAAAUAUACACAAAUAAUCCGAAUUAAGGUCUAGAGGUCAAGAGUUGAUUUCUGAUUCAGGGGGCAGCCCUCUUCCGUUCCCUCCCUCCUUGGACAGGGACCAAAAUCUGCCAUACUUGUCUUUGUUUGUGAAGAGGCCGCUACCAAAAGAGUAUUUUGAAUACACUGUAAAGUUGUAAAUAACCCUAGAUUACUAUUUAAAGAGAAUGUUCAGUGGAAAAUGGCCUUUUUGUAAGUAUUUCCAUGAAUAAAGUUUCUAUUUUACACUGUGAAGGGCCAUGUAAAUAAAGUGUUCUGUAAAGAUGUGA